Messenger RNA from Chironomus riparius, 684 nucleotides. The record is from the annotation of a GenBank genome assembly. Lineage: Eukaryota; Metazoa; Arthropoda; Insecta; Diptera; Chironomidae.
CUUCUUUAUAAAACUCUCAACACCACAAGUUAAUCUCAUUCAGUUUCACAAAUUGAAGCAAUCAAUACCGAAAAAAUGAACAAAACGGUCGCAAUUGGAAGUUUGGCGAUUUUCUUCGUAAUCUUAAUUGCAUUACCAACACCAUCUGUAGCUUUUUGGCGUCCAUGCAAUUCAACAUUAAGACCACCAGAUCGUGUUGAGUCACCAGACUGCUCAACAGUCACCAACACAUGUCUUGUGCAACGUGGAGGAGUUAUGAGAGCUAGUGUCUUUAUUUCAUCACCAGGCUCACAUCAUGAAUUAUUGGUUGAAAGUUUUGUGUGGAUUUUCGGAGUUCGUGUAAGAUUACCAGCAGUUCCACCACAUGACAAUGGAUGCAACAGUUUGUAUGUCGGUGGUGUUCAACAAUUCUGUCCAACAACCCCAAAUGUUCAAUAUGAAUGGAGAGUUGAACAAGAAGUCCCAGCAAUUACUCCAGCAUUCCAAAAUUCAGUUGUUCAAUUCCAACUUUGGGAUCGCGGAUCCCUCGAAGGUUGCCUCGAAGUAACAGCAACUGUUGUGUAAAAACUUAGUAUAAAGACUCAUGGCUAUGACAAAAUUUUACGAGAGAUUAAAACAUUUUGGUUAAAUAACCCAAAAAAGAUUCUGGAAUGAAAAAUAAAAUUUAUUUUGUUUUUAGUUUUU